AUGAACCUAUGCCCAAUAGUUGAGCUUUAUACCUUUAAAGAUUAUAUUCUACGUCGAAGCGGAGGGCACACUACUGCCUAUACACUCUCCCGCGUGCUCAAGCGCUCAGGACUCGUCUCCAUAUUCGUCUCUGCUCUUCCCAAGCUCUCCCCCGUCCCCCAUCACUGUCUCAUUUCCCCUUUGUUCCCUUUUCCCGCAUCUGUCGCAGCUUUACCACCCCAUACACUCAAAAUAAACCCCUGUGUUGCACAGCCUGAUGGGGGCGCAAGCGCUGUUUCGUCUCAUCCGUACCUGAACGUUUGCACCACUGAGGGAUCUAUCGUUUUUGCAUUGGGUCCUGGCGGUGGCGCAAAGGGUCCAUUUCUAUCAAGUUUCUAUCUUCACAAAACAUCGGGUACUCAGCAACGACACCCGAGGCGUGAGCUCAGCGCCGGCCCUGGUGCCACCUAUUCGUCAAGUUUCGACCCGAGCACGCGUCUUGGCAACACCGUUCGCGCCAUCGACAGCAUGACCAUUGCCAUUCGUCAUGUCCGCCAGCGGUGCAUCGGGCAAGGUGGAGAAGUACUCUAG
Molecule: messenger RNA, 570 nt
Organism: Coniophora puteana RWD-64-598 SS2
Lineage: Eukaryota; Fungi; Basidiomycota; Agaricomycetes; Boletales; Coniophoraceae
Exons: 4
Coding region: 1-570 (189 amino acids)
Source: RefSeq, a predicted model, not a curated record